GUAGUUCAAUCCUCGACUUCCGUGUUCUUUCACUACUACCAUCAGCCGAGCAGAAUGUCUCAUCAAACCGGCAUCCAAGCUACCGGGGAAGUGAAAGAAAUCUUUGCAAAGGCCCGGAACGGAGAAUAUCGGCUGAUCAAAGUAGUGAUUGACAAUGAAAAGCUGGUUCUUGGCGGAAGCAAGCGGGCUGCCAAGAAGUGGGAUCAGGAAUGGGACAGCUAUGUUCUCCCUCUCGUAGAAGAUGACAUGCCCUCGUAUCUUCUCUAUAGACUGGACACCACCAAUAACCAGGGAUAUGAGUGGAUCUUUUUGGCCUGGUCUCCAGACCACUCUCCGGUCAGACAAAAAAUGUUAUACGCUGCCACGAGGGCAACGCUGAAGAAAGAGUUUGGCGGUGGCCACAUUAAAGAGGAGAUUUUUGGCACAGUGAAGGAUGAUGUGUCUCUGAACGGCUAUAAAAAGUACCUCACCUCUCAGGCGGCGCCUUUGCCUCUGACGGCUGCAGAAGAGGAACUGAGGCAAAUUAAACUCAAUGAGAUGCAGACAGACAUCCAUGUUGACACAAAGCAGCAGACACUUCAAGGUGUGGCGUUCCCGAUGCAGAGGGAAGCUAUUCAAGCCCUGGAGCAGUUCAGGGAGAAAAGACUCAACUAUGUGCAACUGGAAAUAGAUUUUCCUAAAGAAUCCAUCAAGCUGUCUGGCACGACCCCUACGGAACUGAGAGAUCUGCCUAAAAGGAUUCCCAAAGACGCAGCUAGAUAUCACUUCUUCCUCUACAAGCACUCUCAUGAAGGAGAUUACCUUGAGUCCACAGUGUUCAUCUACUCUAUGCCUGGUUAUAAAUGCAGCAUCAAAGAAAGAAUGCUGUAUUCAAGCUGCAAGAACCCUCUCAUAGACACAGUGGAGAGAAACCUGGGCAUUGAAAUUGCGAAAAAGCUUGAGAUUGACAAUGGCGAUGAACUCACUAGUGACUUUCUAUACGAAGAGGUUCACCCCAAGCAGCAUGCGCACAAGCAAGCUUUUGCCAAACCCAAAGGCCCAAGCGGAAAGAGAGGGGUUCGCAGAAUCACACGGGCACCAGGCGAGGGCCCCGAUGACGAUUAAACCUCCUCCACCACUUAUUCCAGGAUCGACAGUGGUACUUAGUCCUUAAAUCCAAUUCCCAGUUUACCUUGAGUCACAUAAACAACAGCCCUGUAGACUGAUCUAUGCACAAGAUACAACACUAACCUGUGAAUUUACAUUUUGUAGCCCGCAAUACAACAUGCUACGAUGAGGAAAGCAGGUUGCGGUACAGAGAAUGUAUUUACAAACGCCACCUGUGACGUUCCUUGUUGUAGUUUUAACACUAUUACAAUGUUUAUUUGCAUAUUAUAGACUGACUUGUUUAUUUAGCCCAUAUUAUAUAGAUAGAUAGAGAGUGCAAUAUUGUUGAAAAUAACUAUGUUUGGUAGCGCUCGUAUAUUGAGUAUCGUUUUAAUGAUGAAAACGUACUGCGGUAUGAUUUCCUAUAAAAAUAUGUAGCCUAGCACUUCCAGUGAUGUCCAGUAAAACUAAAUUUUUGCUGAGGACGUUAAUGUUUUAUGGGAAAUUGGCCAUUUAGUCCAAGAUUUAUGUUUGGGAAACAAGCCUGGAAAGUUAAACUCUAGUCUCUGAUCUGAGAGGUUAGUUAUGUUUUAUAAGUCACUAUAAGCAUUAUUAA
This is a messenger RNA of Paramisgurnus dabryanus, 1702 nucleotides long. NCBI's taxonomy places the organism in Eukaryota, Metazoa, Chordata, Actinopteri, Cypriniformes, Cobitidae. The record is from RefSeq and is a predicted model, not a curated record.